This is a messenger RNA of Macrobrachium nipponense, 2852 nucleotides long. RefSeq names its product calpain-A-like. The record is from RefSeq and is a predicted model, not a curated record. Gene Ontology annotation, biological process: proteolysis. The transcript has 12 exons. Gene Ontology annotation, molecular function: calcium-dependent cysteine-type endopeptidase activity. Gene Ontology annotation, cellular component: cytoplasm. Lineage: Eukaryota; Metazoa; Arthropoda; Malacostraca; Decapoda; Palaemonidae. Bases 1150 to 2850 code for a protein of 566 amino acids.
UGCGCGUAUUUACAUUAGUUUAUGUUGAUUCUAGCUCUGUUUUAAGGUAAGUUAAGGAAUGGCAGAGUCUAUUGACUAUAUUAUGUUUAGUAAGUAUGUAUAAUUAAAUAUUUACGAUAAUAUGUAACCUGUCAACUUCCCGCUAAGUUGCCUGACGCGAGCAAAACUUCAGUAUUGUGUCAUGUGCAAUCGAAGGACCAACACGCAUCUCAGCAACGCCUUCCGCGGCCGCUCUCGGGAGAGAAAACUUUCAAAACACUGCCGUUUUCAAACAGGAAAAACAUUAAACUACAUUCGUGGAAUAUUCGGGGGGAAUCUAAGGAUUCAAAAUGAAUAAUCGCAAACAACGAACUACGACGCUUUUGCCGAGUACAUAGGAUAACACGAGAUAGGAAAAGUGUGUAGUAAUACUGAACUUAAUCCUAGAUCAAUGAAAGAUAACAUUCUGUACCGGGAAUAAAAUGGUUCAGUGUUUUCUGACGAUUUUGUUAAUAAUAAUUUUGCCUGCGUCAGUGUGUGUGUUUGUUUCAAGUGAUACGGUUUUGCAUUGAAAAUUGUAAAUACUUACGCUUAGUGUAUUAUCCGUUUACUAAUAUAUUGUGAUAAGAUUUACAAUUUCACUGACUUGGUGACCUUGCGUGUUGGUAAUAUAAUAUUAACGGUCUACAUUGACAGUCUAAAGGAACGUAGUAAUUUAAUUCACUUAAGUGAAGAUUUACCGCAAGAUUAACAACGGAUAAUUUCAAUACAUUUGUAAAGUUAACUUAUAUUAUUUACUGAAGGAAACGAUAGUAUAGUGACUUAAAGUAUUAAACUUGAAUUACAUUAAACCAAAAUUACGUUUGGUUUCAAGUACGGCUUUGUUAAGAAAAAUGAUUUAGAAAUACUUUGAAAUAAUUACGUUCAAUUUUGGAAUGUAACCUAAACCGUUUCUGAAAAGUGACUUUGGAAAAUAUAAAGAAAAUAAAAAAUCGAGAAAUAACACUAAAUUGCUUACGAUGCAAAGUAACUACCACCCCCACCCCCAUUUCAACCCAGGCCAGCCCCCUGUCCUCCAACCCCCCCAAAAUAAUUGAAAAAUGAAAAUAUUCAAAAAGAAGUUAAAAUUAACGAAAAAGAGCUAAAAAUAUAUUGUGACCUGGAACCAGCAUGGGCUGUGGGGCAAGCAUACCCGAUUCCCCGUCCAAUCAGGUUGAAUACUAUGACCACGUCAAGAUGGCACCUAAUGGCACGGGCACUGUGCCCAUGCCCGCGGUUGCCGAGGAGGUCUCUGUGAACAUCCUAGAGCAGGCGAAGGAGGCCCCGAAGCCACGCGAGGAGGGCUCCUUCGUGUUACCCGAAGGCGACUUCGUCGACGGUCGACUUGGUAUUAUCCUGAAUAGCGCAGCUAUUGCCGAUAUUCAAGAGGAGGAAUCAGCCAUUGAGACCCUCAAGGGCAAACUAGCGGUGGAGGAGCUCUUCUGUGACGAGGACUUCCCCGCCGACAACUCCUCCAUCUUCUUCUCGGAGAGAGAGGAAACCGGCAUCGAAUGGAAGAGGCCCUCGGAGAUAAUAUCGGAGCCGAAGCUCUUCGUGGACGGCGCCAGCAGGAGAGACGUGGUCCAGGGGAAAUUGGGGGACUGCUGGUUCCUUUCGUCCUGCGCGGCCGUCGCCAGGAAGCCGAAAUUGAUUGAGAGGGUGGUCCCACCCAACCAACACCUGUACGGGGAAGAGUACAGCGGCUUGGUCGUGUGUCGAUUCUGGCGUUUUGGUGAAUGGGUGAGCGUCUGCGUGGAUGACCGACUUCCCACCAAGGACGGAGAGAUCCUCUUCGCCCGGAGUUCGGACCCCACCGAAUUUUGGGUGGCCAUCCUGGAGAAGGCCUAUGCGAAACUCCACGGCUCCUACGAGGCCAUGGAAGGAGGGCAGAGUAUGGACGCCAUGGUGGACUUGACAGGAGGACUUGCAGAGAGGUACGACAUGGAGGAUACCGAGGACAAGAAUCAGUUGUACAAGUUGCUUCUGAAGUCUUCGCAAAACGGAGCCUUCAUCACGUCCUCGAGGAAGGGAGACUGGAAGAUGGCUACGAAAGCGGACGAGCACGGGUUGGUGGAAGGCCACGCUUACACGGUGUCUGGCGUGGCCCGUGUGAGACACGAAACCCUAGGGACGGUCAAACUCCUGCGCGUCCGGAAUCCUUGGGCCAACGAGGCCGAGUGGAAUGGCGACUGGGGUGACAGCGACGAAAAAUGGGACGGCAUCUCGGACGAGCAAAAGACGAAACUCGGUUUCCACCUGACCGUCGACGGCGAGUUCUGGAUGUGUUUCGACGAUUUCUGCGGUCAGUUCGAAGAGGUUUCCGUCUGCACGAUCGGGCCCGAUUUCGAUCACGACGGGACCGUCGACUACGUUGGCCAGGUGAAAGCCAUCAAGGGCGAGUGGGUGGUCGGCGAGAGCGCAGGUGGAAGCAGAAACGACUUCGAGAAGUUUGCAACCAACCCGCAGUACUUGUUAACCAUAACAGAACCAGACGACGACGACGAAAACGAAGGUCGUUGUAGCGUCCUCAUCGGCCUACUGCAGGAGCACAGGAGGUCGCUCCGUUCCUUGGGCGUGAAGAUGAUACAGAUUGGAUUCGUCAUCUACAAGACGGACGACCCAGAAAACCGCCUUCCUUCGUACCACUUCCACUACCACUACGAGGAGGGCACUUCCGGCACUUACAUCAACUUCCGGGAAGUGCUGGCGCGGCAAGAGUUGGAACCAGGACAUUACGUCAUCAUCCCAGCCACUUUCCUCCCUGACACGCCGGGCCACUUCAUGGUGCGAGUGUAUUCUCCGAAGCCUUUCGAACUGGCGAAGCUGGAUUAGGA